AUGGCAGACAUGAUCGUUACAGGGGAAGAGGUAUAAAUAUUUAAAUAGUUUUAAAAUUUAUUAAUUUAAUCAACUUGGUUGGCUUCGCUAUAGUAUAAGAGUCUUAUAAGUAAAAUUUUUGUCACUAUUUGAACGAUGUUAUUUAAUAUUACGAUAAGCGCAAAUACCACUUGAAGUGGCUUUCAUAAUAAGGUGGCUCAAUACAGUUUAAAAAAUGGAAAAUUCACUUUUCAGAUCCGCAUUUUUGGGCAAUUAUUUCAGGGAGAGUGAAAGGUCGUGUGUUUUAUCAGGCUAGCCCACUAGUGCAAUUAUUAGAGACCUUACGAUUUUAGGACGGCAACGCGACGACGACGGCCAAAACAAACUCCUUCAAAUAAAUAGUAGUGAAGAUAGUUCGUCGUAUAUUAUCAAUCGUAUGAAUUUAAUACAGUUUUAGAAGUUGAAGACAUGGGUUAAAUGUUUGGGAAGAGUUAUACUGAAGCCAGUUUGAAGUUGCACUAGUCUUGUUGUGGCUUGGAAUGCAGCCGUUGUAUCAAGACGUGAAAAUCUGUGAUUUAGCGUCGUAAACAGAGCGAGGACAAUGUCUAAAUUAUUCAUAUAUUGUAAUUACUCAAUUCUUAUCAAUGAUCUAUUGUAUUGGUAGCCGUUGCCGUCGCGUUGCCGUCCUAAAAUCGUAAGGUCUUUAUUACUUGUUGACUGAAAAACAAAAAGUAUCUUACUGUUGUAAAACAACAUCUAAAGAGUUUGUAAUUUUCCACAAAAGUUACACAACUGCCGUUGCAAUGGCAAAAUUGUCAAAGUGAUUGAGUAUACUAAAUGAGAAAUCAUUUUAUGAAAUAAAAUUCGGGGUUUACGAUGUCGUUUACGAGUUGAAUUACUUUAACGCCAAAAUAUCCGCCAUAUUGAAGGUUAUUGUUGCCUAAUCAAUGGUCAUACAUCAGUAAACAUGAAAUUUCAUUCUACUUUCCUUCAUAAUUCAAAAUUUCCUUUAUAUUCCUCCUAUUGUGGACGUCAAUAUCGUAUUGUUUAGCCAAUUUAUUUAAUAUAAUCUUGAUUUGCAUGCAUAUAAUCAAUUUGCAACAAUAUGCUUGCAUAAUAUUAUAUAAAAUUAUUAUUACUAAUAUAGUCAGGAUGUUGUACAGUUUUCUUUACUGUAUCGUUUCAGUCUCUAUCAACAGGUGUUGUUUUUCAGGGGCAUAUAAAAAUAUUUACAAAUAUACAAAUAUACUUAAAGUAUAGGUGUGUCCCUGCAUACAUGAGUAUUUCAUGAGUAUUUCAGUUGUGCCUAAAUUACUAAAGUACUCGAGUAAAAGUAGAAGUUCUUCGCCACAAAAUGAAAAUAACGAAGUAAAACGUUACUUCUUAAAACGACUUCGUUCCAAGUAAACGUACUCGGUACUCCAGAAAAAGUUUACUCUGUUACAUGCUAACUUCUCAAAAAUAGUACUCGAGUACAGUAACGAAGUACAUUUACUUCGUUACUUGACACCACUGAUAUUAAUUAUACUACUUUACAUAUUCAUUUUAAAGGAAUAAAUAGAUUGCGCUUCUUUCGCUUCCCGAGAAGGCUGUUCCAAAGUUUUGCCCCACUGUAUUCAAAGCGGCUUUUUUCAGGAACUCCCUUCUCGGUUUUGGAAGAUCUAUCUCAGUAUUACUGUUUCUAAGAUUAUAAUUAACCUGCAUUGAACUACUCCUUAUAAUCAGUGACUCUUUCAAAUUAGGGACAGUGUAAUAAUUUAAAAUUCUUUACAGAAGAAUUGACUUGAUCUUCUGUGAUGUGGUCGUGUGUACCCAACCAAGAGAUUCAAUAACAUCAGCAGACUUAAUUUCGUAAAUUUUCUCGCAGACUUUAGAGAAAAAUAGUUGCUUAAUUAUGUUCACAUCUACGCCCUCGAUAGUCGGCAACAGAUUUUUACUUUUCCUCCAGGAGAUCACCGUCUCGCUUGUCUCGAACGCUUUUUUAUCACCACCAGGCUAUUUCCAUGUUCCGGGUAGAUUUAAGUCGAUGCUAAAGAACUGUUUAAGUACUCAUAGUCUCCCAACCAAGCAAACUGUAAUCGAUUCCGAGACGAAGCCAUUAAGAUCUCUUCGAAAUGAACUGUGAUCUUAAGUCCUUUAGUUAAGUCCUUUAGUUGACACAGUACGUACAGUACAAGUUCGUCAAAAAUAGUUGAAGUAAUAAAAUACUUAGUAAUGUGGUCCUUGAUUGAUUCAGCGGAGCUCUAAGGAACACGUCCGUUCAGGAUGAGCUCACACGUGUGAGUUUUGAUCGUGAUAUUGUAUUGACGUUGUGUUGGCCGCAGAAACGUAUAUCUGACGUACCCUUCCAUGACGAAUUAUCAUAUUUAAAACAGGUAGUCGUGGUUACGACGGUCGUCGUCGUUAUGGUAGUCGUCGUGGUUACGGUGGUCGUCGUGGUCAUGGCAGAUGGUCAACAGCACCGACACUAACACCAGCACCGACAACAGCACCGACACCCGCAGAACCUACAUCAUGUUUUGACAAUGUGCACUACGUCCUAUGUUCUCCUCAAACGGAUUACCAUCCUUCUGUGUGUGACUGUGAAGACAAAGAAGAAUGUUACAUACAGAUGACAAUCACCAGAAAUGCUGGCGUCAUCUCUAGAGGGGAUACCGGCAGUAAGUACAGCGUCAAUGGCGGGAGAAUUGGACCUACUAUUAUCAUAAACCAAGAACAAAUAUUAGUAGUUGAUGUUAUCAAUAAUCUGGACAAUGAGAAUACUUCAAUACAUUGGCAUGGCAUGCACCAGCACAAUGUGCCAUGGAUGGAUGGUGUUGGAAUGAUCACGCAGUGGCCUAUACCUCCUAAUGGCGGAAAAUUCAGGUAUGCUUCAUCUUCAUUGAUAUUGUAUAUAUUGUUUUUCCCGGCUUGAAACAUUCAUUCAUGAAACUUAACAUGUUUUUAUAUUUGGGCGUCUAAAAACUAAUCAACCAAUUGGCUUGUAUUCAUUUUAAGGCAUGGCUUCCCAAGCUCAGGGCGUUUCUUAAUAGUAUAAAACACAACACAUGCAGCACACUUUGUAACUUAUCACAGUAUUGGCUCCUUUACAUGCUCCAGUAGUGAAACAGGAUUUUAAUUAAGAUGAACUGGGCCCUUUUUACCAUUCACUAAAAGGCUCAACCGGGUCGAGAAAGCUGCAUUUUGCCUACUUUGCUAUAUAUAUAUAUAUAUAUAUAUAUAUAUAUAUAUAUAUAUAUAUAUAUAUAUAUAUAUAUAUAUAUAUAUAUAUAUAUAUAUAUAUAUACAUAUAUAUAUAUAUAUAUAUAUAUAUAUAUAUAUCGUGUAACGUUACACGAGUGGAAUCGUAAACGUGGGAAACCACAACAUUCACAUACAACAUUGCCAGACUAAUAGCUGGCUUUACGCAUUGAAGGACUAACCUCCGAAAUGCAACUAACAUCAUAACUUAACAAGUCGUUCUCAGCUUGACCUUGUAGCUCAGACGGUAGAGCAUCGUUCUGGAAAUACGAAGGUCGCGGGUUCGAAUCCCAGCCGCGGUCAAGUAGAAUUUUCUGCUUGCCCGGUUUGGUAUACACUCGUCUGAAAACAACUCAAAAAACCAUUACAUAUAUAUAUAUAUAUAUAUAUAUAUAUAUAUAUAUAUAUAUAUAUAUAUAUAUAUAUAUAUAUAUAUAUAUAUAUAUAUAUAUAUACAGCUAAUUCAAUAAAGGUUGUCCUUUGCAAACCUUAAACUUUAAAACCUUAAACCUUAAACUCUAAGCGCGCAAAGCAUGAUGGGAGCACUGAUUUCAAGCUUAGUAGUUGAUUAUUGCGGCUGUUUGUCAGUGAAAUGUUUUUGCAGGGAGAUAUUUACCAUGUCUCCAAGAAAUGGUCUCCAUAUAUGCUUUCUAAACUGCUUAAAUCGUGCUCCCAUAAGACUUUGCGCGCUUAGAGUUUAAGGUUAAAGGUUUUAGAGUAUAAGGUUUCUAGGGACAACCUUUAUUGAAUUAGCUGUGUGUAUAUAUAUAUAUAUAUAUAUAUAUAUAUAUAUAUAUAUAUAUAUAUAUAUAUAUAUAUAUAUAUAUAUAUAUAUAUAUAUAUAUAUAUAUAUAUAUAUAUAUAUAUAAUUUCGCUUACCUCAAAAUUCCGCAACAGUCUGUUUCAUCAGUAAAGAAUCAUCAGGCGGUAUGACAAGUUUCGAAAAUAGGACUGCUUAUAUGUGUUUUGGCCGGAAUGUGGGGGUGUGUGGGUGAAACAAAGCAUGCAUUCAUCUAUUGUUUGCGUUGUUUACGCGGAAAUGCCUCCAUCUCAUACGUUUUAUUACACUUUCCACUUUUUCAAUCAAAUUCUUCAAAUAAGCGUCCUGCGAUGGUAUAGGAAUAUUCUUUAACGAAUAGUCAAAUCGAAAUUGUCGCAUUAUGAAUUUAGUAAGAAAUGAGAAACGUAAACUAGAGUGCACGCAAACAAUAGAUGAAUGCAUGCUUUGUUUCACCCACACACACCCACAUUCCGGCCAAAACACAUAUAAGCAGUCCUAUUUUCGAAACUUGUCAUACCGCCUGAUGAUUCUUUACUGAUGAAACAGACUGUUGCGGAAUUUUGAGGUAAGCGAAAUUCUACAUUUGCUCUAUCUUUAUGAUAUUGAGCACUCUUUGCGUUUCGUAUACACAAACCUACUCGUAUAUAUAUAUAUAUAUAGCUUAAGGUUUUGGUUUACAAAACACAAACAGUGCUCAAUACCAUACAGAUAGAGCGUAAUAUAGUUUUUCGUUUUACCUUUACCUCAAAAAACCACAACAGUCUGUUUCAUCCGUAUAGGAAUCAUCAGGAUGAAACAGACUGUUGUGGUUUUUUGAGGUAAAACGAAAAACUAUAUAUAUAUAUAUAUAUAUAUAUAUAUAUAUAUAUAUAUAUAUAUAUAUAUAUAUAUAUAUAUAUAUAUAUAUAUAUAUAUAUACAUAUAUAAUUAUCUAUAUCAUCUAUAUUAUCUAUAUCAUUAUCUAAAUUAUCUAUAUCAUUAUCUAUAUCAUUAUCUAUAUCAAUAUAUUCAUUGAAUUGGUUAUCAUUAUUGAGCUACGAACAUUUGUUUACAAACGAAGUUUAACAUUGAAAUGUACUUGUGAACUUCGUGGUGACGUUCACAGCCAAUUCUCAAACUUGAAAUUGGCAAGUUUGAAACGAACUUGGGGCUGGCGCGUUGAAGAGUGACUUGAAUGGACUGGUCUUCAUGUAAUAUUUCAAAUUCGAUUAUGACGGCUGGACUAGAUUUCAAGUCCGCGCAAUUUGAUCAAGUCUAAGGCGAAGCCGAGGACUGGAUUGAUUGAUUGUGAUUGUGAUUGAUUGUGAACUUUAUUUACCCACGGUAGACUUAUCAGGAUUUUACAUAAAAAAUGAUAAGAGAAUACAAUAUAGUUACAGAUGACAGAAUAUAAAAGUUAAUUAAGAUACUAAUUAUGUAUACAUACUAUACUAAUACUAAUUAUGUAUACAUACUAUACUAAUACUAAUUAUAUAUUACAAAAAUACCUGUUUUCCAUAAGUGCCGUGCUAAUAUAUUAAUAUAAAAAUCUAAAAUUAUUGACUAAUGUAUAAAGUUGCUGCAGUCUGACUUGAAUUUACGUAAUGAGUUAGACUGUCUCAACUCAACCGGAAGGGAGUUCCACAGCACAGAACCACUAUAGCUAAAACUAUUUUUCAGGUAAUUUGUGCGCGGUUGAGCUAAAGCUAAUUUUCUACUGGCGUCUCUCAAUGUAUAAUUUGUUACGCUACUUCGAUCAACAAACAUUUCAGACAGGUAGUCUGGCACAAAACCAUUAAGAGAUUUAUAGACCAUUAUAGCUUUGGCAAUUUUUCGCUGAGAUUCAAGGUUUUUCCAGCUCAAUUUUUCAAUUAGAUAUUCAGCAUUUGUAUCAUAACUAGAUGAAGUAAGUACUCUAGCGGCUCGAUUUUGGAGUUUUUGCAGUUUAUUCGCAAGAGUACUGCCGCAACUAUCCCAGACAACGCAACAGUAAUCGAAAUAGGGUUGAACUAAGCAAUUGUAAAUAAGUUGCAUUGUGGAAGGUGAGACGAAUGGCCUUGAAGGUGAGACGAAUGCGAGGACUUGAAGUAUAGUCCAGUCGUCAUAGUUGGAUUUGAAAUGACAUCUCGUACGAAUAAAUCACUGCUUGAAGUUGAGGUGAAUUAAUUUUGAUCCAGUCCAAGGACUUAAUCAAUUUUGAUCCAGUCUUAGGACUGGAUCAAUAUUCUUCAUCAGGUAUGCAGUAUUAUCAUGUGAGCAAAAUAAAGCAAUAUACGGUUGACUAAUUUACUCAUGAACUAUUAAUGAGUUUGAGAUGUACACUUAACUGUACAUUCGGAAAAGGACCUCAUUAAAACUUCCAUGGCCCAGUAUUUGUAAUGAGUUUGGCAAUAACAACGGCAUCGUCAAUGAAGACGUGAUCACCAACAUUAGAUUUUUUCUCUGAAUUACAAAGACAACUAUAAAUUGUAUUCCCUUGAGCAUUCUAGUCAUAGAUUCUACAGGGUGUUCCAAAAAAUAGCCCCUCUGUUGUUGGUUAAUAUAUUGUCAUUUCCCUUUAAGAGGCAAAUAAAGUUCAGUAAUGUAUGCAUUUAUAGCUCGCAUACAAAAAUGCAACUAGUAAUUUUGUUUCCUGCCGUUUUCGGAUGCCAAACUCUCUUGUAUAUUACAUUGUUAUAUAGUUAGUGACAAAGUUCAAUUUUUCUGUUUGCCGAUUGGUUAAAACCGUAUCACGUGCCGGUCCACAAAACGUCAUGUUCGGCAACCGGUCCGCAAUGAAACAUUUAUUGACCGGUCAAUUAUAAUAAAAUGGGUGCAAUACGCAUGCGUGUCAACCAUGAAGUUCCAAAGUUCAUUUUUUUUUUACGGCGUUCCAUUUACCAGUUUUGGUUUCAAAUUAAGUUCACUCCAAUAACCGGUGAAUUAUUCGCAUUUUGACACUUAUAUACUAUAUAACAAAACACUUAUUUACUGAGACCUCGGGAAAGCAGUGUGUUUUGUGGCCCUUCGACCGCCGUUGUUACCCUCGGCUUCGCCUCGGGCAACAACGGCGGUCUUGGGUCCACAAAACACACUGUUUCCCUCGGUCUCACUAAAUAAGUGAUAAUUAUCUGAUACAACACGGCCGCUUAUGUGCUGUCUGUAUAUAUUACAUGUUAGAUACAUUCUCCGAGCUCAUCCCUCAGGAACCAAUUGGUAUCAUUCUCACGUGGGAAUACAGAGAGAUGAAGGCAUUUUUGGUGCUUUGAUCGUAAAAGAGGAACAAAGAGUGGUCAGCUUGUUGUCCUCGAGAAUGGGAAAUAAUUCUAUCCAAGAUAAUCGAUAUCAUAUGAUAGCUAUCACAGAACACAUGAAACAACAAGUUCAGAACCCACAGUGUUCACCUGAUGGGACCAGCACAGCUACUGACCUUAAAAUCUAUUCAUUUCAAGUGAACGGAAUAAAACUGAAUCAAACAAUAGACAAAGACGGCGGUUCUCCACAGGUAACUUUUACAAUUUGAGUUUUUCAACAAUAGUUAUGCAAACCGAAAAAUGAUGUGUUUAAGAGCGAGGCCGAGGGGCAAAUCACUCCUAAAAAGUGUAAGAGACCAUAGAACCAUACGAUCAUUUUUGUGAUUUUUCAAUUUUUUUGUGAUUUCUUAGUGAAUUUUAUUUCAUUUUUUCUGGUUUUAUGUGGUAGUUUUUUAUUUUUGUGAUUUGUUUUGUAAGUUUUGUAAUUUUUCUGAAGGUUUACGUGAUUGAAAUCAGUGAUUUGUCCUUCGCUUGAGAGGUCAAUAACCACAGAACACAUAAGAUCCACUAGAUGGGUCGUUUUUUGCACUCGUAAAAAAAACCCAAUUAAUCUCGUUAUAACCUCAAUUCGUCACAUGACACCGGUACGGAAGGAAAAAAUUAGGGGGCAGAAAGAAAAACAAAAUUUCUGUGUAAACUUUCCAAUAUUCUUGUCGACAGUGGAGGUGGGAGGAGGGGAGGGGGGGGGGUUGGAAAAUAUUUCGAAAGGGUUGACUUUUUUCGAAACCAAUCAUAUAUUUCUUGCAUUUUCGACUCAUUAUCGUAUUUCUUCCAUCUUUUUGCUCGUUUGUAAUUUGCCCAACUUCAUUUCCCUCAACCUGUAUGCAAAGCUUAAUCAUUGUUGAUGAAUCUUACAAUAGAAAUUACAAUUUUCAGGAACCAUCCUUCGUUGUAUCUCCUGGAGAGUAUCAUCGUUUUCGAGUUGUUGGAGCCAUGGAAGAAACCGUUCUUCGUGUUUCUAUCGACGAUCAUAAAUUGUUUGUGGUUGCUACGGACGGAUAUCUUACAGAACCAUUUGAAGCUGACAUUGUGCAUCUUCAUGCGGGCGAGCGUUACGACUUUAUUUUGAAGGCACGUGACGAUGUUCCUUUGGGAACUGUUUUUCCAAUUAGAAUAGAAUCUGUCGACGUGUAUUGCAAAUACCACGGCCAACCUGCACGCGUUGGCUUCGCAUAUCUGAAAUACUCAACAUCAGGAACAGUCACGACGGGAAGGGUACCACAAGAUUCAAAGCGGUGUAUUAAAGAUUGUAUAGCAUUGAAUUGUCCUUUCGCUGCUUAUCCGGUAGCUCAUAAAAAUAUUUCAAAUGCUCCAUCUUAUAAAUGCAACGACGUGUAUGAUGCUCUUAGUCUUCUCGAUCCAACUCCGGACAACGAGCUUUCUGAGGAUACAAUGCCAGCGAGCACGAAGUUUUUCAACCAUGCUAUCAACUUUACUAAUAAUGUAUUUACAGCAAUGGUUAAUAACAUUCGGUUUGCGUCCCCCAAUACUCCCUUUCCCGUGAGUGGACAAAAUCCUGUACAAGAUGAAUGUCCUUAUCAGACGACUACGGACUGUAAAAAAUGCCCACAUACAGUUUCUGUGCUUAAAGAACACCUGUCGAAACCGAUAGAAUUCGUGCUCUCCUCACUUCCGCGAGACAAUAUACCUCAACAACAACUGAUCACAAAGCUCGGAACACACCCCAUUCAUCUGCACGGUCGAUCAUUUUGGGUGAAAGAAAUUGGCUAUCCAGAAUAUUCUGAUGAAGGAAUUAUUCAGAAUGUGAACGCUGAUGUGGAUGUGCCAGCGUGUGGUUUUGGAAAGUGGAGGAACGGAAGACCAUCUUCAAUCAAACCAGUGAACAAUACAUCAAUCCGGAAAGACACAAUUAUCGUCCCAGCUGGUGGCUAUGUCGUCAUUGAGUUCGUGGCACAUAAUCCAGGAUCGUGGUUAAUGCAUUGCCAUAUUGACCAUCAUCUGCAAGUGGGGAUGGGAAUUGUCAUAAAGGAAUUGCCGGAAUGUGCGAAUCCUCCUCCACCGCAAUUUAUGAAACCAGCUAAGGACGUUUGCAUCGGCGUUGACGACUUUCUUGAAAGAGAGAGCACUCAUGUCUGUGCAGCGAACAACGCGAUAGCAGCUGACGAAGAACUACCGAGCGAAUUGGAAAAAGACGAAUUUGAAGAUUUCAACAGCUCUAACCACGACGAUAACGAUGAAUCUGCAUACCGCCAACUGAAGAAAUCGCUGGAUUACGAAGAACAACAACAGCACCCAAGAGCCAAUUUACGUGGAUUUCAAAACGGCAACGGAGAGAGCCGAGAAUGGUUCAAGAAAAAAUGAACAAAAGCUCUCGCAAUUUGAAAGUUGAGUUCUUUUAAAGUAAGAUUGCUUAUAUACCAUGCUUGCAAUAAGUUUCAGCUGUGAAUUGCUAACAUUUAGAUCACCCAAAGGACUAAAAAAAACUCAUCAAAUUGUUAUAAUAUUUUGACAUUUUAGCCUAGAACUUUUAUCUUAAAUUUGCUGCACGUUUAUGUAAUUUACUGCAUGUUUAUGUACCAGUAUAAUGUAGAUUUCUGCACUUUUUGUAGUAAGUAC
Molecule: messenger RNA, 9849 nt
Organism: Paramuricea clavata
Lineage: Eukaryota; Metazoa; Cnidaria; Anthozoa; Malacalcyonacea; Plexauridae
Source: the annotation of a GenBank genome assembly